AUGAGGAAAGAAUUAAGGAAGGUACUGAUUGCCAAUCGAGGAGAGAUCGCCAUCCGCAUUAUCCGUGCCUGUCACGAUUACGGCGUGAAAUCAGUUGCUGUGUAUUCAGACCUGGAUGUGGACUCUCUGUUUGUGCGACUAGCCGAUGAGGCCUAUGGGCUGAAGGGCGUUCAAACAGUCGAUACCUAUCUUAAUAUCGUCAAGCUUAUUGAUGUGGCGAAACACUCUGGGGCAGAUGCCAUUCAUCCCGGAUACGGGUUUUUAUCGGAGCGGGCGGAAUUCGCCCAGGCAGUCAUCGAUGCAGGGUUAACCUGGAUUGGGCCUGACCCAAAUGUGAUCGAGGCGCUUGGGGACAAGGUCGAGGCACGACGUAUUGCGUUACGCGUGGGUGCACCGCUUGUAGCGGGCAGCGAUGGCCCCGUGUCGACAGCAAAAGAAGUGGCGGCCUUUGCACGACAACAUGGCCUACCGAUUGCGAUCAAGGCUGCCCAUGGAGGCGGUGGUCGCGGUCUGAAGGUCGCUUGGACAAUUGAUGAGGUAACUGAGUGCUAUGAAUCUGCCGUGAGGGAAGCGACGGCGGCCUUUGGACGGGGAGAAUGCUUCAUAGAGCGCUUCCUCCACCGUCCGCGGCAUAUCGAGGCUCAGAUUCUAGCUGACAAGCAUGGUAACGUGGUGGUGGUCGGGACGCGCGAUUGCUCCAUACAAAGGCGUCACCAAAAGCUGAUCGAAGAAGCGCCGGCUCCAUUUCUGACCGUGGAGCAGCAGGAGAAAAUUCACAACGCUGCUCAGUCGAUCUGUUCCGCGGCUGGCUAUUCAGGUGCAGGAACGGUGGAGUUUCUCCUCGGAGUUGACGGUAGUAUCUCGUUCCUAGAGGUCAAUACCCGACUACAAGUUGAGCAUCCCGUGACGGAGGAGACGACAGGACUUGACUUAGUCGUGGAGCAGUUCCGUAUUGCUGAGGGACUUCCGCUAAAACUCUCAUCUCCCAUUCCUGCCCGGGGUCAUUCCAUCGAAUUCCGUAUCAAUGCAGAAGACCCCGGUCGAGGGUUCCUACCAACCCCUGGACAGAUCACGACGUUUCAACCUCCUUCAGGGCCUGGUAUCCGUCUCGACAGCGGUGUUGUCCAAGGCUCAACGAUUCCGGCGGUUUACGACUCCCUGAUGGCAAAGUUGAUUGUCUCUGGCGGAACCCGUGAGCAGGCACUGCGUCGCGCUCGGCGUGCGCUGAGAGAGUUCCAAAUCAACGGGGUAGCGACCGUUCUACCCUUCCACAUCGAGACGCUUAACUCGGGCGACUUUCUGGGUACCAAUGGCUUUAAUGUGCACACGCGCUGGGUAGAGACCGACUUCGCCGCGACACUGGCCCCCCCCUCACGGCCGGACCCCGUACCCGAACUGGAUCUCAUUCGGACUCAUCUGGAAAUUGAUGGCAAACUGGUCUCUGUGGGCCUACCCAGCAUGCUCCUGAGUGGAAUUGGCUCCAUGGCAGCCGGCUCUCCAGCGAAUACCAAGGAAGACCAAGCAAAGAAAGACAACGGAGACAUUUUGGCACCGGUUUCUGGAACACUUCGAGCCUUUAAGGUUACUGACGGUGCCUCUGUUCGUAAGGGUGAUUUACUAGCUGUGAUGGAGGCUAUGAAAAUGGAGACACAAGUUACGGCACCGAGAGAUGGCGUUGUCCGUCUUCUCACCAAAGAGGGUGAAUAUGUCCAAGCAGGUGGCUUAUUACUUACGUUUGAACAAGAACACCUUAUGUUCAAUAACUAA
Molecule: messenger RNA, 1767 nt
Organism: Aspergillus pseudotamarii
Lineage: Eukaryota; Fungi; Ascomycota; Eurotiomycetes; Eurotiales; Aspergillaceae
Product: acetyl/propionyl/methylcrotonyl-CoA carboxylase subunit alpha
Exons: 1
Coding region: 1-1767 (588 amino acids)
Molecular function (GO): metal ion binding; ATP binding
Source: RefSeq, a predicted model, not a curated record